Messenger RNA from Hansenula ciferrii, 1152 nucleotides. RefSeq lists its product as uncharacterized. Bases 1 to 1152 code for a protein of 383 amino acids. The record is from RefSeq and is a predicted model, not a curated record. Lineage: Eukaryota; Fungi; Ascomycota; Saccharomycetes; Phaffomycetales; Wickerhamomycetaceae. The transcript has a single exon.
AUGGCAACUCCACUGCAAGAACGUCAUGAAAAUAAUUCCAAUACUACUCAUGAUUCUAUCAAAAGUUCAUUAAAACGCAGUAAGUCUUUUGGUUUACAAAGAGCUGGUGUUAGCUUUGCUCCAAACAAGAAAUUAUGUUUGUCACCAAUGUUAUCAAGAAGAAAUUCUGCAACUAUUGCUGCUUUAUACAAUGAUUCCUCAUCUUCUUCAGAUGAAGAUCAAGAUGAUUCUCAAGAUGAAUCUUGUUAUGUGAAUAAUCAAAGAAGAGCAAGAAAGAGAGCUUUUAGCUUCAAACGUUCAGCCAGCUUUUCUGACAACAAGCUGAAUCGUGCUGUUUCCAAAUAUAGUGAUGAUGAUGAAGAAGAUGUAACAAGUAAUGUUGACGUUAAAGAAACUCGUGUUGAUGAAUCAAUUGAAAAAAAAAUAACAGCUAUCAUUUCACCACGCUUAUCCCCAAAGCAAGAGCAAAUUGAGAUUGAACCAAGAAAUAUUCAAUUGAGUUCUCCAGUUUCUAAUGCCAUUGUUGAUUCUAUUGAACCAACUCCAUUUACAAAACAUGGUCGUCAUGAUUCUUUUACAAAUCAAAGCUUAUCAGGUGAAGCUAAAUCUAACAUUAGAAGGUCUAGCUUUGAUGGUGAUCAAACUGCUAGAAGUCGUUGUUUUGAAUAUUUAGUUUCUGCAAUUGAUGAAGCAUGGGCUCGUUAUUGUGAUGCUACAACUUAUGCUGAAGAUGAAGUUUUCCACAAUGAUAACAAUAGUUAUUUACCAAAUACCCCAGCUUCUUUAGGCUUAUCAGAUAAUGAAGAUUUUGAUGAAGACAAGAGAGAAAUUUAUGAUGAUUUAGAAGAUGGUUAUAAAUCUGCUUCAACAAAUAUCACUGAAUAUGAUAGUGAUUUUGAUUCCAAAAGAAGAGCUAGCACUCAACCAAGCAGUGUUAAAUUACAACAUUUAAAGGAUCGUUUAUUAAAAGCCAAGUAUUAUCUACAAGAUUUUAUUGAAAGUGAUUCUGUUGAUGAAGCAUGUGCUUUUUGGAAACGUUGGGAUCUUGUUAAAUAUGCAACUAUUGAGUUAGUUGAAGAUGAUGACGAUGAUGAAAUUAUUGAAUCAACUAUUGAAGAUCUUGAAAAAGGUCGUUUAUAUGGUUACUCAUAA